CGGCGACGGGGGGCGCGCGGCUCUGGGCGCCGUGCUUGCACCAUGAACUACCAGCAGCAGCUGGCCAACUCGGCUGCCAUCCGGGCCGAGAUCCAGCGCUUCGAGUCGGUCCAUCCCAACAUCUACUCCAUCUACGAGCUGCUGGAGCGCGUGGAGGAGCCGGUGCUGCAGAACCAGAUCCGGGAGCACGUCAUCGCCAUCGAAGAUGCUUUCGUGAACAGCCAGGAAUGGACACUCAGCCGAUCUGUACCAGAGCUCAAAGUGGGAAUUGUGGGUAACUUGGCCAGUGGCAAGUCUGCACUGGUGCACCGGUACCUGACUGGCACAUAUGUGCAGGAGGAGUCUCCAGAAGGUGGCAGGUUCAAGAAGGAGAUUGUGGUUGAUGGACAGAGUUAUCUGCUGCUGAUUAGGGAUGAAGGGGGUCCCCCGGAGGCGCAGUUCGCCAUGUGGGUGGACGCAGUCAUCUUUGUCUUCAGCCUGGAGGAUGAGAUCAGUUUCCAGACGGUCUACCAUUACUACAGCCGAAUGGCCAACUACAGGAACACCAGCGAGAUCCCUCUGGUGCUGGUGGGGACCCAGGAUGCCAUAAGUUCCACCAACCCGAGGGUCAUCGAUGAUGCCAGGGCACGGAAGCUCUCCAACGACCUGAAGCGUUGCACCUACUACGAGACGUGCGCCACCUAUGGGCUCAACGUGGAACGGGUCUUCCAGGACGUGGCCCAGAAGAUUGUCGCCACGAGGAAGAAGCAGCAGCUGUCCAUAGGCCCCUGCAAGUCCUUACCCAACUCACCAAGCCACUCCUCUGUGUGUUCUGCCCAGGUGUCAGCCGUACACAUCAGCCAGACAAGUAACGGAGGUGGGAGUUUGAGUGAUUACUCCUCCUCUGUCCCCUCGACCCCAAGCACCAGCCAGAAGGAGCUUCGGAUUGAUGUCCCUCCCACUGCCAACACCCCAACGCCUGUCCGGAAGCAGUCCAAGCGCAGGUCUAACCUAUUCACGUCUAGGAAAGGGAGCGACCCAGACAAAGAGAAGAAAGGCCUGGAGAGCCGUGCGGACAGCAUCGGGAGCGGGCGAGCCAUCCCAAUUAAACAGGGCAUGCUACUGAAGCGCAGUGGGAAGUCGCUUAACAAAGAGUGGAAAAAGAAGUAUGUCACCCUGUGCGACAACGGCGUGCUGACCUACCACCCCAGCUUACAUGAUUACAUGCAGAAUGUCCACGGCAAAGAGAUUGACCUCCUGAGAACCACUGUGAAAGUGCCGGGGAAGAGGCCACCCCGAGCCACGUCGGCCUGUGCACCCAUCUCCAGUCCCAAAACCAAUGGCCUGUCCAAGGACAUGAGCAGUUUACACAUCUCACCAAAUUCAGGGAAUGUCACUAGUGCGUCUGGGUCUCAGAUGGCAAGCGGCAUCAGCCUGGUCUCCUUCAACAGCCGACCCGAUGGCAUGCACCAGCGCUCCUACUCAGUCUCCAGUGCCGACCAGUGGAGUGACGCUACAGUCAUUGCAAACUCAGCCAUCAGCAGUGACACGGGGCUGGGUGACUCGGUGUGUUCCAGCCCAAGUAUCUCCAGCAGCACCAGCCCCAAGCUUGACCCGCCCCCUUCCCCCCACGCCAACAGAAAGAAGCACCGGAGGAAGAAAAGUACCAGCAACUUCAAGGCUGAUGGACUCUCCGGCACUGCUGAAGCUUCCUGCUGACAAGGUUAGACAGUGAAGACCUGUUUUCUUAUUGAGGAAUGGAUAAGGAUAAUUCUGCCAUGUCAACAGCCAUGGAAAGUAACAUUGAAGGGUGAAGGCACCAAGCUAGAUGCACUGCUCUUCCCUCUAGAAAAGGUUCUGCACAAAUGCAGAGAGUCACUUCGACCUCAUCAAGAGCCACCAGCUGAUGUCAGCUUCAGACUACCUCAAGGAGAGGUUGCAACAAGAUGGGAGUAUUGCCACCCAUCCCAACCCCCAGCCUAAGGACCUAAGCAAGAUUUCCCCUAAUGAGUGUCUUAAAGUGUAUGCCAUGUAACAGAUGAGUGUCUCAGAACAUGCCACAUGUUUCCAA
Messenger RNA from Cricetulus griseus (Chinese hamster), 2050 nucleotides. The record is from RefSeq and is a predicted model, not a curated record. Lineage: Eukaryota; Metazoa; Chordata; Mammalia; Rodentia; Cricetidae.